UAGCUUUAUACUAGCUUCACACCCUUCUUGUCUUCCGUUGUUUGCAUUAAAACUUUUUAUUUUAUUUUUUAUGUCCGGAGUGCCUUGUGUACAAAAUCAAUCUUUCCCUACUCAGAGUGAUAGUCAUUGAUUAUGAAGAAGAUAAUUUCUAAAAAAAAUCUAAGUUUCCAUGAAAACCAUUACAAAUCAAUGUGACUUUUGUCUCAUCUGUCAUGAACUUUGAUUUCAAUUGUUUUUAGAGAGUAUGACGAGCAAACUCCAGUUUGCUAAGGUAGUCUCGUUGCGCGAAAUUGUAAUUAUUUUUAAGAAUUGUUUUAUCUGCUGAGUACAAAAUUUUAUUAGGAAUUCGUGACAAAUCAAUAUUAAACCCACGAAUAAAAAAGUUAGAUUCUUGAGUCAUGAGAGAGAGAGGAAGAGAGAGAGUGAGAGGGGUUCACGGCGGACGACGGACACGGGCAACAGGGACGGCACUGAGCUGGGAGCGGGUAGGAUCCUGCAGAAGAGGCCAACAGCAGAAGUCAGAGGUGGAGAGACAGGGACAAGGGCAAGCCAAUCGAUAUCAGGGUCGAGUGAAACAGAAUGAAGGACCGUAUGAUUGGGGUCUCUACAAACAAGCCACUCCUUAUUUCUUCACCAACUUCCCGGAGUACUGGACAUAUGCAGAUAUGUGGAGAACUUUCUUGCAAUUUGGGAGGGUGUAUGAUAUUUACAGCCCGAAUAGGAGAAGCAGGAAUGGAAGCAGGUUUGGGUUUGUGAGGUUUUUGGAAGUAAAGGACAGAAGGGAGCUGGAACAGCAGCUGGACCAGAUCUGGGUUAAUGACAUGAAAUUAUGGGUCAACAGGCCGAGGUAUGAUGAUGAAAAGAACAAAAGCAAGGAGAAAAGAAUCAGCGGGGAAGGGUCAAAACAGGAGCAAGUUCAUAAUCAAGAUGAGGCCAUGGAAAGAAAUAAUAGUGGAGGAAGGGUGUCUCAGAAUCAAAAUAGAAUGCAUACAGUAGAAAUGGUUCGCAAUCUACAAGAGAAAUUUUAUAUGGAAGGGUAUUUCUCUUGUAAAACAUAUGCGAUGGGAGGAAGAUUGGUCUUAUUAGACUGUGAUGAGAAGGAGGAACUUAAGGAUUUGGUGGAGAUGGCAUCCGAAUGGCUAGGGCAAUGGUUUGAAGAGGUGCGCCCUUGGACACCAGAAACGGUUGCUAAAGAGAGAUUUGUAUGGGUGAGAUGCCAAGGGGCACCUUUGAAUGUUUGGGGAGUUGAUUUCUUCCAAAAAAUGGGCAGCUCAUGGGGGAAAUUCAUUUGUUUGGAUGACAGUACUAGCAAAAAGAAGAGAUUUGACAUUGCUAGAUUUCUAAUAUCCACCCCGAUUUCAAACUCAAUUUCAGUAUUGAGACAAAUCAAGAUUAAUGGGAUCAUUUACAAUAUUAAAUUCACAGAGGAAGAGUUUACAAAUAGCUUAUUUUCCUUGAAGCAAGAUUUUAUGCCUUCAUUCCAAAGUGACUCGGAGGAAAAGGAGAGUUGGUCAACCGAGAGUAACAUGGAAGAGCAAAAAUCCGAGUAUGCAGGGGAAGAGUUGCAGGUUGAAGCCGAGGGUUUUCAGGAAGAAGAUGAUGACAUGUUGAGAAAUUAUGGAGAGAAAGAGAGAAUGGCUCAAAGUCAAAGUAGACAGGAAAUUCAGAAGUCAGCAGAAAUUGUGGAAGACAGCCUGGAACAAAUUCAAAAUUUGAAUGUACAGGGAAGAAAUGUAGAGGCAGAGACUGAGACCAAAAAGCAUGGGAAGUCGGCAUCAUCAAUGAGGCCUGAAGAUGAUAAUGGGCCUGACUUGGGCUUUAAGAAGAAUGAUCAAGCAUGCAAGAAGCCCAUGAGACAUGAAGAAAGUUUAGAGUGUGUGGAGUCUACUAAUAUGGGCUUGGCCCAAGAUAGCUUGUGGGUAAAAAAACCAAAAGCAAAGGGCAUAAUGGAGUUUUGCAAAGAAAAUGGCACUGCAGAGGAUAAUAUCGAGGAUGAAGAUGCAGAUCUGAUCUGGGAAGGAUAUGUGAGUGAAAGCGAAAGCAUACAGAGAGGGAUGAGUAACCAAAACGAAGGAAGCAUCAAAAGGAAGGGGCGGCGGGUAAGAAACUGCAGCUUAGUCUAUUUAAAAUCAUUUGAAAUGGACAAUGAAAUAAGGAGAAGCCGAGGACGAGGAAGGGGAAAGCACAACGGACAGCCGGGUUUGAGGAGAGCAUUACCAGAUUUUAUGCCGAGCCCGAACGGAAAAGUAGCAGGAGACUCAAUCGGUGAUUCUGAGAUUCAUCAAUGUAAUAAAUCCCUGAAGAAACAGCUGCAGAACAGAUUGGCGAAGGAAAUAUGGGAGCUUGCAAAGCAGUUGGGUGCAACGACGGAGGAUGAGGAGGAGACAAUUCGGAGGAUUGAAGAGAUGGAAAGUAGAGACAGACACGGAAAAGUGACCACGGGAAACAAAGGGGAAGCUAGAAGCAAGAAGACGAAGCUAGAGAUUAUUGAUAGAAGCUUAUGCCGAAGGGUAUGGGGGUCAGAGAACCUGGAUUGGGUAUCAAAACCUUCUAAUGGCUUAUCUGGUGGCUUAUUGUGCAUAUGGAAUUCUACUGUAUUUAAAAAGAAAGAAGUAUUAGAAGGGGAUAAUUUUAUUGGGGUGUUUGGAGUAUGGGGGGAGGAGGAAACACCAGUGUUCAUUUUAAACAUAUACUCCCCUUGCCAAUUAACGAGAAAAAGAGCUUUAUGGGAGGAGCUGUAUAACCUGAUUAAAAGCAAAAAAGGGUGUUGGUGCUUGACAGGAGAUUAUAAUUCAGUUAGAAGAGUAGAGGAAAGGGCAGGGUGUAAGGAGUUGUCCAGAGAAAUGAAGGAAUUUGAUGAGUUUAUUAGGAGAAUUGAAUUAAUUGAUUUGCCUUUGCUGGGAAGGAAGUUUACUUGGUAUAAUUCCAAUGGACAACAGAUGAGUAGAUUAGAUAGAUUCCUGGUUUCAGAGGAUUGGAUUUCUAAAUGGAGUGAUAUUAAGCAGUGGGGGUUGAAGAGAACAGUAUCAGAUCAUUGUCCAAUCCUAUUGAAGAAUGAGAAGGUAGAUUGGGGCCCAAAACCUUUUAAAUUCUUCGACAGUUGGUUGGAACAACCAGGGUGCAGAGAGGUAAUUAGAAACUCAUGGAAAUCCACAGAAGUAAAGGGGUGGAGUGGCUUUAUACUUAAAGAAAAAUUGCAGAGAACAAAGAAAGCCCUAAAGGAAUGGAGUGCUAAGGUAGGGUUAGAGAUGGACAGGAAAAUAAAGGAAGUUGAAAAUAUGAUAGCUGAGAUAGAUGAGAAAGGAAAGAACAACCAGCUAUCCACAGAUGAGAUUGAAAUGAGGAAAAGCAGCUUUCUUGAUCUGUGGAAGAAUUUAAGAAUCAAGGAGAGGAUGUCGCAACAAAAAUCAAGGAAGAUGUGGCUAAAAGAAGGAGAUGCGAAUACAAGAUUCUUUCACAAUUGCAUCAAAGGAAGAUGGAGAAGACGUGAAAUUAAUUCAGUCCAGAUAGAUGGUGAACAGUUCACUGGGGUGACAAAAAUCAAAGAAGAGGUGGCUAAAUAUUUCCAAACAUUGUUCACAGAAGAAAGAUGGAAGAGACCAAAGUUAGAUGGGGUUAGCUUCAAGCAAGUAUCACAAGCAGAUAACGAGCUUCUCACAAGAGUAUUUUCAGAAGAGGAAAUUAAAGAAGCAAUAUGGGAUUGUGAUUCUUCCAAAUCUCCAGGUCCAGAUGGAUUCAAUUUCAGAUUCAUUAAAGAGAUGUGCGAAGAUAUAAAGCCGGAGGUAAUUGCUUUCAUUCGGGAGUUUCACAAACAUGGUAGAAUUGUCCGUGGAGCCAAUGCUUCCUUCAUUGUGUUAAUCCCAAAGACAGAAAACCCCCAAAGAAUUGAAGAAUAUAGACCCAUUUCUCUUAUAGGGGUCAUGUACAAGAUCAUAGCAAAGCUGUUAGCGAACAGGUUGCAAAAGGUGCUACCCAAGGAAUUUAUGGAUUACAUGAUGAUGAGGUUGGGUUUUAAUGAAACUUGGAGGAAAUGGAUAAUGGAGUGCCUAAGAUCAGUUUCGGUUUCUGUUCUAAUUAAUGGUAGCCCAACAAAUCAAUUCUCGGUUAGCAAAGGCAUACGACAAGGAGACCCGCUAUCACCAUUUCUUUUCUUGAUAGUGGGGUUGAAUGGUUUAGUGGCCUCGACAAUGGAAAAAGGAAUAUAUAAAGGAGUGAAGGUAGGGAAUGAAGGUGUCAUGGUGUCACAUUUACAAUUCGCGGAUGACAUGGUAUUUUUUGGGGAGGCUUUGGAAGAUAACAUAAGAGUGGUGAAGACUAUUAUGAGGAUCUUCAAGCUUGCUUCAGGACUAAAGAUCAAUUUCGAAAAAAGCCAUUUAAUGGGAGUGGGAGUAGCAGAGAGUUGGCAAACAGAAAUGGCAUACAGAUUGCAAUGUAAAGAAGGGGAACUCCCAUUUAAAUACUUGGGAAUUCCAAUUGGGGGGAACAACAGAAGGAAAUCAAUGUGGCAACCAAUGGUUCAAUCAGUAGAGAGGAAACUAGAUAGCUGGAAGGGCCGAUACCUUUCUAUGGGAGGUCGUAUCACGCUCAUCAACUCAGUGUUGUCUUCUCUGCCCGUGUUCCUAAUGUCAACCUACUUAAUCCCAAAAGGAUGGCUGUCGGAGGGAUUUAGAAUGAAAAUUGGGGAAGGAAAAUCAGUCAGCUUUUGGUGGGAUAAUUGGGGAGGGGAGGGCUGCCUUGCUAAUAAGUUUCCUAGGCUGUAUCUUCUGUCAACAGGGAAGGAGAAUACAUGCAAUCAAAUGGGCAACAUAAGGAGUGGAUCAUGGGAAUGGAAAUUAACAUGGAGAAGAAAUCUAUUCGGAUGGGAAGCCAAAGAGGUCGUGGAACUCGAAAGGAUGAUAGAGGGCAUCAAGAUUACUCAAGGAUGCCUCGACAAAUGGGAAUGGAUUCAUGACAAGGAGGGACACUACUCAACAAAAACAGCGUACCACCUAUUAGCAACUGAUCAAAGUGGACCAAGUGGAUCUACAAUAUUCAAAAGAAUAUGGAACCCAAUUCUCCCAACCAAAGUAUCAGCUUUCAAUUGGCAACUAAUGUUGGAUAGAAUACCAACCAAGGUGAAUUUGUUGAGAAGAGGGAUAAUUAAAGACUUGAAGGAGAGCAAGUGUGUUAUAUGUGAAGAACAAGAAGAGGACUCAGCACAUUUAUUUUUAAGGUGCAGGAUGACUCAAUGGUUGUGGGAAGCAUGCGCCAAAUGGUGGGGGGCUGAGGCAAAUAUCGACAUCGACUGCUCGAAGACUUUUGAGAAUUUUGGAGAAUGGAGCAAAGAGACACGAACCAGACAAGGAUGGGAUUGCAUAUGGAGUGCGGUUGUGUGGACUGUAUGGCUUGCUCGCAAUCAAAACUUAUUCCAACACAAAGAGGUUAAUGCGAGGAAGAUGUUUGAACUAAUUCAACUGAGGUCUUUCAUAUGGGUCAAAGCAAGAAAUGACAGGUAUGCCUUCACUUUUUCUGAUUGGCUACUUAAUCCUGUUGAAUGCAUGAAAGAUAGAUGUGGAAGAAGGAAAGUCAUCAUUGGAAGAGUCGGUUGUAAAGUAAUGACCUCUUGACUAUAUUCUUAGUUUGUGUAAAAUGGGUUGAGUACCCCUUGUACUCAUUUCAAUAAAAAUUGUCUUUGCUG
Rubroshorea leprosula is the source of this 5677-nucleotide messenger RNA. NCBI's taxonomy places the organism in Eukaryota, Viridiplantae, Streptophyta, Magnoliopsida, Malvales, Dipterocarpaceae. The record is from the annotation of a GenBank genome assembly.